UCAGAUUUCAUUUCUCUAUCUUCAAAAUUUCACUGGUGGCCGGUGAUUUGGGUGGCGGGUAUGUUUUAGGAGACUGCGGUUGCUGUGUACGCAAGCGUAGCAGCUAUGGCAAGCGUAGCAGCUAUGGUGUCUGCUAGGUUUUUAUGCAACAAUAAUAAGCUCUCUUUCUUGUUCCAAAGUAACCUUCGAACAUCCAGAUUUCUCUUGCGUAGCAGCAACCACCGUUCUCUCCUCAGGACGUCCCUAAAAUCCACCUUCUUCUCUAUAAGAUGUAUUCAAUCCACGCAAAGAGCCAUUGAAGCGAAAAGCCAAGAUUCCGAUGUUGUUAGUCGACUUAAUGUCGUGGAAAUUCUGGAAGAACGGGGCCUCCUUGAAUCGAUAACCAGCGAGAAUCUCAGGUCAGCUUGUUCAAACCCUAAUCUCAAUCCCUUGAAGGUCUACUGUGGUUUCGAUCCCACUGCUGAAAGUUUACACUUGGGAAAUUUGCUUGGAAUUAUUGUAUUGUCGUGGUUUCAGAGAUGCGGUCACAAUGUUGUCGCCUUGAUCGGCGGUGCAACUGGUAGGAUUGGGGACCCAUCUGGUAAAAGCUUGGAGAGGCCUGAACUGGAUGUCGAAACAUUAGAGAAGAACACAACAGGCAUUGUUAAUACAAUAACUAGAAUUCUGGGUAGAUGGGAUCAAAAUAGAAACUCGAAAGAGGGUCCUAAAGGAAAUCUAGCUAUGAUUGCCGAUAAUGAGAAAAUCAAGAACUCAGGUCUGGGUCUUCGUGAUUCUUUUGUAAUUUUGAAUAAUUAUGAUUGGUGGAAGGACGUCAAAUUUUUGGAUUUUCUAGGUAAAGUUGGUCGAUUUGCGAGGGUGGGUACAAUGAUGGCCAAGGAGAGUGUUAAGAAGAGAUUGGAAUCCGAACAAGGAAUGAGCUAUACAGAGUUCACGUAUCAGUUGUUGCAGGGCUAUGAUUUCCUAUACUUGUUCGAGAAUGAGGGGGUUAAUGUUCAAAUAGGGGGGAGUGAUCAGUGGGGAAAUAUUACUGCUGGGACUGAACUUAUUCGGAAGAUUCUUCAGGUAGAUGGAGCUUAUGGUUUGACAUUUCCUCUUCUAUUGAAGAGUGAUGGAACCAAGUUUGGGAAAUCUGAGGAUGGCGCUAUCUGGUUGUCUCCCUCAGUGUUAUCUCCUUACAAGUUCUACCAGUACUUUUUCUCCGUCCCAGAUGUGGACGUGGUGAGGUUUCUCAAGAUUCUUACCUUCCUGAGUAUGGAGGAGAUCAAUGAGCUGGAAGAGGGAAUGAAAAGACCUGGAUAUACUCCCAAUUCUGCUCAGAGGAGGCUUGCAGAAGAAGUGACCCGUUUUGUCCAUGGUGAAGAGGGUCUAUUGGAAGCCUUGAAGGCAACUGAAGCAUUGAGGCCAGGAGCUGAGACUGUUUUAGAUUGGAAGACCAUUGAAGGGAUCGCUGAGGAUGUCCCUUCCUGCACUUUGGAUUACAAGCAGGUUUUGAAUGCUUCUCUUGUUGACCUCUCUGUUUCCACAGGUUUACUAGAGAGUAAGUCAGCAGCCCGGCGCCUAUUGAAGCAAGGGGGCCUUUAUUUGAAUAAUAUCAGAGUUGAGAGUGAGAUAAGGUCAAUUGAAGUGGGAGAUAUUAUUGAUGGGAAAGUGCUAUUGUUAUCUGCUGGAAAGAAGAACAAGAUGAUUGUAAGAAUAUCUUGAAUUUUGAUAGUUUUUAGGAUAAUAUUAGCAAAAGCAAGAUGAGUAUUUUGAAUUUUGAUAGCUUUAUGAUAAUAUUAGCAAGAGCAAGACGAGUAUUUUGAA
Nelumbo nucifera (sacred lotus) is the source of this 1803-nucleotide messenger RNA. RefSeq names its product Tyrosyl-tRNA synthetase, class Ib, bacterial/mitochondrial. Gene Ontology annotation, molecular function: tyrosine-tRNA ligase activity; RNA binding; ATP binding. Lineage: Eukaryota; Viridiplantae; Streptophyta; Magnoliopsida; Proteales; Nelumbonaceae. Gene Ontology annotation, biological process: tyrosyl-tRNA aminoacylation. Gene Ontology annotation, cellular component: chloroplast stroma; cytosol; mitochondrion. The record is from RefSeq and is a predicted model, not a curated record.